GGGCCUGUGGGCGUCGCUCUUUAUUUAGGACCUCAAGUUGAAAUUCCCAUUCCCCCAUAAUUACGCGUUGGUCUCAAGCUUUCGUUUUUAUUUUCGAGUCUCUCUCAUCACCUCAGAUCCCUCUCUUCCCUCUGUCAAAUCCUUCCUCAGGGAUCUUACAUAAGAAAGCAUAAUGGGGCUAACAUUCACGAAGCUGUUCAGCCGGCUUUUUGCCAAGAAGGAGAUGCGCAUUCUGAUGGUGGGUCUUGAUGCAGCUGGUAAGACCACCAUCUUGUACAAGCUCAAGCUCGGAGAGAUUGUUACCACAAUUCCCACCAUUGGUUUUAAUGUUGAGACUGUUGAGUAUAAGAAUAUUAGCUUUACUGUUUGGGAUGUUGGGGGUCAGGACAAGAUUCGUCCUUUGUGGAGGCACUACUUCCAAAAUACUCAGGGUCUUAUAUUUGUGGUAGAUAGCAAUGAUAGGGACCGUGUUGUGGAGGCAAGGGAUGAAUUACACAGGAUGUUGAAUGAGGAUGAGCUACGUGAUGCAGUAUUACUUGUAUUUGCUAACAAACAAGAUCUUCCCAAUGCAAUGAAUGCUGCUGAAAUAACUGAUAAGCUUGGCCUCCACUCCCUCAGGCAGCGCCACUGGUAUAUCCAAAGCACCUGUGCAACUUCUGGAGAGGGGCUCUACGAAGGCCUGGAUUGGCUCUCUAACAAUAUUGCUAAUAAGGCAUAAAGUGAUGUGGUAACAUUUUGAUGGGUUGAUCCUGGAUGCAGGCGGCUUUUUAUCUAGUUGUUUCUGUUGUCAUGGUCGUGGAUUUCAGUUUUGAGUCCUUUUGUAUCUUUCAAGUCACUAUUUGCAAUGCAAUACUUGGUUUUUUAGUAAUUGCUAGUGUUUGUCUAGGUUUGGGUACUGCUAUGGAAGUAUGAGCCUGUAAACAGAGAUUAACUUGGUAUCUACUUCGGGUUUUGCCAAUGCCGUCAUAGUUAUAUUCUUUAUAUUGUUUGUCAUUAUUAUUAUUGUUUCUCUUCA
Coffea eugenioides is the source of this 1015-nucleotide messenger RNA. Its product is annotated as ADP-ribosylation factor 2. Gene Ontology annotation, molecular function: GTP binding; GTPase activity. Lineage: Eukaryota; Viridiplantae; Streptophyta; Magnoliopsida; Gentianales; Rubiaceae. Gene Ontology annotation, biological process: intracellular protein transport; vesicle-mediated transport. Gene Ontology annotation, cellular component: cytoplasm. The transcript has 7 exons. The record is from RefSeq and is a predicted model, not a curated record. Bases 173 to 718 code for a protein of 181 amino acids.